Messenger RNA from Theileria equi strain WA, 1057 nucleotides. RefSeq names its product signal peptide containing protein. The transcript has a single exon. Bases 98 to 1057 code for a protein of 319 amino acids. Lineage: Eukaryota; Apicomplexa; Aconoidasida; Piroplasmida; Theileriidae. The record is from RefSeq and is a predicted model, not a curated record.
AUUCUUCCAUUCAUCUCUUUCUCGUUUACUUGGUAAGAGGCUACAUCUUCAUCAAACAUCUCAUGGUGUGUCCUAGUGGAUGAGCGUUUAAGGGAAGAUGAAUGUCUUUUCCAUUCUCCUGGUAACCUGUCUACUGGGACUUUGCCAUUGCAGUAGGUCCAAAUUUCCCGCUGCUGAGCCCUUUGUAGAGGUUCUAGACGACUAUCCCGAAAUGGAGACAAGGAGAAGUGGAUCAAGCGGCAAGAGACUUGUCUGGGAUAUGGCCCAUGGAAUAGUCUAUGAAGAGUAUACGCAAUCCUUGGCUCGCAGACAUGAUUAUGAAAAUGUAGAAUAUAUAUCAGCGGAAGCUUCGAAGAUGAACACUCACUCUGGAAAUACUACUAUUCCCGUUACUCUCGAUCUUUCAAAACCUGAUGAAGAACUCUGCAGAGCCAUUAAAACAGAUAUUGAUGGCAUUCCUGCAGUAGUAUACCUCCCAAAGUCUAACCAAAUUAAUAAGAUUGUGAAUGGAAAGAAGGAUGUAUGGAUAGCAUCUAAGAUAAAGGCUGGCAGACGCACGGUCUUUAAAGUGCAUGAAGAGAAAUGUUUCUACUGCGUGGCAUUCCUUAAGGGAAACAAACCAUGUAUGGUGGCUAUUGGUGCAGAGUUACUUCAAAGUAAAUUCUUGCAAUACUCCACUUACAAGGACAAUAAAUGGUCAAGAUCAGCAACGGUAGAUGAAAAGGAAAUUGAUGCCUUGAAAGUAAAGACUAAUACACUCACCAAGUUUACUUUGGAUCUAUCUUCUCUCAAGGAAUAUGACGAAAAAUACCAACUUGUAAAAUGUGGAAAGGAUGGUGUUAAUCGUUUGGUUACUCCACAACCUGGCAAUCUUAUAGAAAGAAUCGUAGAUGGAAAUUUGGAAGUAUGGACUGCCAGUGAUAAUCAAGUUUGCUAUCUCUGUGAAUAUUAUCCCAAGGAUGACUCUGGAGAGAUAAAGUUACAUGUCAGGAAGAACGAAGACUCAUUUUCGUUCACUCUCUUUGAUAAGGUCGAUGGCAGCUGGAAGAAAAGGUAA